This is a messenger RNA of Heterostelium album PN500, 360 nucleotides long. RefSeq lists its product as uncharacterized. The record is from RefSeq and is a predicted model, not a curated record. Gene Ontology annotation, molecular function: methyltransferase activity. The transcript has a single exon. Lineage: Eukaryota; Evosea; Eumycetozoa; Acytosteliales; Acytosteliaceae. Bases 1 to 360 code for a protein of 119 amino acids.
AUGUUAAUUGCUUAUAGAAAUAUAGUGAGAACAUGUAGUUCUCUCUCAGCUAGAUUCUAUGGUACAUCGAAUAAUAACAGUACUCAGAGUACUGACUCUACAACUCAUUUCGGAUUCAAGACAGUUCAAGCCGAUCAAAAGGAAUCGAUGGUGAAAGAAGUGUUUGAUUCCGUUGCCUCUAGCUAUGAUGUUAUGAAUGACGCAAUGUCACUUGGUAUUCACAGAUUGUGGAAGGAUGAAUUCAUCAAUACUCUCAAUCCAACACCAGGUUCUCAUUUGUUAGAUGUCGCCGGUGGUACAGGUAACUAUCAAUCAACUAUCGAUCAUUACUCACAAUCAACUCAUCUAGAUCUUCUUUAA